Molecule: messenger RNA, 1566 nt
Organism: Coprinopsis cinerea okayama7#130
Lineage: Eukaryota; Fungi; Basidiomycota; Agaricomycetes; Agaricales; Psathyrellaceae
Exons: 2
Coding region: 1-1566 (521 amino acids)
Source: RefSeq, a predicted model, not a curated record
AUGCAACUAGACCCCUUCCACCUCAUACAACCCAUCACGCAAUGGGCCUCUCCCCAAAACCCAAUACCCCACACUCCCCUCGACACCCCGAACUCGGCCAACUCGUCACCAAUAUCUUCUCUGCCACCAGAGAUCCUCGCAGAGAUUUUCCUUCUCGCUCUGCCAGCGGACCAGUUCCCUAGCCCUUCCCCAUCAGCAGCUCCACUCAACAUCCUCAAUGUCUGCUCUCUCUGGAGGCAGGUGGCAAAGGCAACUCCCGCCCUCUGGUCCGCCCUACAUCUCAGCUACCAGAGUGCAGACGACGACGUGGCACCCACAGAACUAUGGCUUUCCCACUCGGGGAACAUGCCAUUGUCCCUGUCACUCUCAAUAGAUUUCGACGAGAAACCACAUCAGGCCAUCAUCGACGUCUUCACCAAGCGUUCCGCGCGCUGGAAGAACGUACGACUCGAGUUUCGCCAUCUUCAAUGUCCACCAAUGGAUAUUAGCACCUUCAACGUCAAACCCAUCACAGGCCUUUUGGCGACAGCCCCUCAUCUCAAGGAGCUGACAUGGGUCGACGACCUUGCAGAUGCAGAAACACUCCAUUCACUCCCACUUCCCCGUCUUUCCCGACUAUCCCUGUCCAUGGAUUAUGGAAGCUUGGACUACCUCAAACUUUUGAAUCUGUGUUCUAAUUUAGAACACAUCCGAAUCACUCGUCCAUUCCCCGAAAUCCAGCCUCCACAGCCUCCCUUGGUUCUCACCAAACUCACUUCCCUCAAUAUCGCCCACGACCUCACCGGACUCCUGGACCACCUUAUCCUCCCUUCACUCAAGCACGUUCGCGUUCACAUGGACUCUGGGGUUCCUGAACAUCUGAACGGACGUUAUUCAAGAGCCAUUCUAGCGCUUCCCUCGGCCGCUGCCAAUGGAACUUUAGGAAUGCUAUCUUGGGAUCCAACUUCACUACUAAAUCUGGUGGAGAGGUCGUCCUGUGCUAUCGAGACCCUCUGGGUACACGCCCCGAUGAAGGAAAGUGAUCUAACCAAGUGCCUAGAGGCAUCAUCUCGGACGCUCAAGUCCCUGACCCUAUCUGGAGGCUUGGUACUCGGGGACACUAUCAUUCGCUCCCUCACCCCUCGCCGAGUCCUGGCUAGCGUGCACUCCACCUCCUCACUCGAAGGGGAUCCGGACAAAUGGGGUUGCCUCUGUCCUUCUCUGUCGGAGCUGGUUCUAGACACACCUCUCCCAUCCACAAGUUCAUUGGUCGAAAUGGUUCAGGGCCGACUUGGGGUUACUCUCCCUUUGGCCAAUUGGAAUUCUGCUUCAUUAAUUCCCUCCGUCACCAUCGCCGCCGCCACUCCACAACUCCAUAUCGCUUCCCUUGGACGCCUAAAGGUCCAUUAUCCCUCUGGCCACAGAGACAUUGACUGUCUUCGAGAACUCUCGAGCGUGGCCAAUUCGGAGAACGCUGGCUCGUUCGACCUUUCCAUCGUGGAGUCGAGGACGGGAAAUGUGCGAGGUAGUUCUGCGGGCAGAACUAGAUCGUUCAUGUAUAGACGUAAAGCUUGUGCUAGCCGGUGA